Entelurus aequoreus (snake pipefish) is the source of this 3359-nucleotide messenger RNA. RefSeq names its product serine/threonine kinase 16 (gene stk16). Gene Ontology annotation, molecular function: protein serine/threonine kinase activity; ATP binding. Bases 153 to 1070 code for a protein of 305 amino acids. The record is from RefSeq and is a predicted model, not a curated record. Gene Ontology annotation, cellular component: cytoplasm; Golgi apparatus. Gene Ontology annotation, biological process: protein phosphorylation. Lineage: Eukaryota; Metazoa; Chordata; Actinopteri; Syngnathiformes; Syngnathidae. The transcript has 8 exons.
GGAUUUCUAGGUCACGUGACGGCGAGGGCGCGAAUCUGGGAAGUGACGUAAUACUCGCGCAUGCGUGAACAGAUCGAGUCUUCCGGCACCGAUCGGGUAGCGACGCCGACUGACCGACAGCAGGCUAGUUUGUGAACAAUGUUCCUGUCAAAAUGGGGCAGACCAUGUGUAUCUGCUCCCGCGGCUCCAUCACCAUCGAUAGCAAAAGAUAUUACUUCUUGCAGAAACUUGACGAGGGUGGUUUCAGCUACGUGGACCUGGUGGAGGGGGUGAAAGACGGGCGCUUCUACGCCCUGAAGAGGAUCCUGUGUCACGACCGAGAAGGUCGCCAGGAGGCCCAGACGGAGGUGGAGAUGCACCAGAUGUUCAACCAUCCCAACAUCCUCAGCCUGGUGGCGCACACCUUUGUGGAGCGCAACGGAAAGAGCGAAGCCUGGUUACUGUUGCCCUACAUACCAAAGGGCAGUCUGUGGUCCAUUCUGGAGAAGCUCCGAGAGAAGGGUAGCUCCAUGCCCGAACAUCAGAUUCUCAAAAUACUGCGUGGGAUGUGUUCAGGACUCAAGGCCAUUCAUGACAAAGGUUAUGCACACAGAGAUCUUAAACCCACCAACGUGCUCCUGAACGAGGACGACAGUCCAGUCCUGAUGGACUUUGGCUCCAUGAACAAGGCACGCAUUGAGGUCCGAGGGUCCAGAGAAGCCAUGACGUUACAGGACUGGGCGGCCCAGCGCUGCACCAUUUCUUACCGUGCUCCCGAGCUCUUCAACGUCCAGAGCUACUGUGUCAUUGAUGAGCGAACAGACAUCUGGUCUCUGGGCUGUGUGUUGUACUCCAUGAUGGUGCUGGAGGGGCCCUAUGACCUCAUCUUCCAGAGAGGGGACAGUGUGGCCCUGGCAGUGCAGAACCCGGUCGUCCUCCCACAGCCGUGCAGCUACUCAGACGGACUUCAGUUGCUGCUGAGCUCCAUCAUGACAUCAAAUCAUGAAGAAAGGCCGAACGUCAGCUGGGUUCUGGAGCAGGUACAGGACCUGCACACUUGUGGCCCCAACACUCAAACCAACAUGGUCUGAGCAGGACCUUGAGCACGCCAAUGGAAGAUGACAAAUCCAAAUGUAUUAUUUAUUGACCAGUGGUCAACUUGGUUUAUGGUUUAAGGCUUCACACUCAACUUGUGAUCCAGACAUUCUCAAAAUGUUUUAUUGAUUAGAACAUCACUUCACUGGUUUUGCUUCAAAUGACAUUCCUUAUGUUUUUUUAAAUAUUCUUACGUGCCUUUUUGUUACAUGAGAUAAUGAAUUAUACGUUAGAGCAGGGGUGUCCACACUCUUCAUGUUUUUUAUUUUUACAACCAAUACAAUAUAUCCUUUUUGUUUUUAUUUGACCUUUAGAGCUCCCCUCAACUUUAAUCCCGGGGACCCGCAAAGGUCUCAGGUCAAAAACAUUUUUUAAAAUAAGUCAUAUAUUUAAAAAAUUCAACGUUUAAAUUUCAAGAUCAACUUCAGAUCUAUCUGUCGAUAUUUUUUUUAUUUUUUGUGCCCUUUUUGUUAAAGAAAACCUUGUUUUUUUUUAAUGGCAAAAACACAAAAUAUGCAACAUUUUCCCCCCCAAAAAAUAAUUCAAAGUUGAAUAUUUGAUGUGAAGUAAUUGGGGCUCCGUACAUUUAGAUGUAUAAAUAUAUAUAUAUUCCAGAGAAAGUCAGAAUCUUAGCAAAAUCUCACUAACCCAGCGAUUCUCAAUAUUUCUAUUCUUCUUGUUUGCAUUUUGCUUCUUUCAUCUGCACCAAAUGAAUCCUGCAAUCUUUAUGUGAAGCAGACUCACCUGUAGGAAGCAGAUCAGCAUCAUUUAUGUGAAGCGGACUCACCUGUAGGAAGCAGAUCAGCAUCAUUUAUGUGAAGCAGACUCACCUGUAGGAAGCAGAUCAGCAUUUUCCAACAGGAGCAAUUCUUCUUCUUUUAAAACUGACUUUGACUAAAAAGUCCACAUUGAACAUGUUGUACAUACUUUGUGUGCCAAGAGGAAGAUUUAAAUGUAUUCACCAUCUUCACUUUGGUGUGCACACCAACAUUAUGAAGAUGAAAAUAAUAGGACAACUUGACCCAGGUGAGUCCACACCUGCGCCAGUGUUGUAAUACCUUGGGUGACCGCAGGGUGGUGCUGCAUCAUCACUUUCCUGCCUGAACACUUGGACUAACUAAGGCAGGGGUCGGCAACCCAAAAUGUUGAAAGAGCCAUAUUGGACCAAAAAUACAAAAACAAAUCUGUCUGGAGCCGCAAAAAAUUAAAAGCCAUGUUACAUGUGUCAUGAGAUAUACAUUGAAUUAAGAGGACUUAAAGGAAACUAAAUGAGCUCAAAUAUAGCUACAAAUGAGGCAUAAUGAUGCAAUAUGUACACCUCGCUAGCCUAAAUAGCAUGUUAGCAUCGAUUAGCUUGCAGUCAUGCAGUGACCAAAUACGUCUGAUUAGCACUCCACACAAGUCAAUAACAUCAACAAAACUCACCUUUGUGCAUUCACGCACAACGUUAAAAGUGUGGUGGACAAAAUGAGACAGAAAAAGUGGCAUAAAACACGUCCUAGAAAGUCGGAGAAAGUUAUACCAGUUAUAUCAAUCAAUACAUGUAAACAAACUAUACGGUGAGUUCAAGGACCGCCAAAAUAAGUAGGACAAAACGGCGCUUGCCAAAUACUCGAAUCAGUGAAGCAUAUUUAAUAUAAACAGUGUGAUUUAUAACAAUUAGGGAGGUUUGUGUCAUGUUUGUCCUCCUACAGAAACCAUACUAAAACAAAAAAAUAGAUUUUUUUCACCUCAUCUUUUUCCAUUCUUCAUACAUUUUUGAAAAAUCUCCAGAGAGCCACUAGGGCGGCGCUAAAGAGCCGCAUGCGGCUCUAGAGCCGCGGGUUGCCGACCCCCGAAGUAGGGAAUGGAAUGAAGGAUUAUAACUUUUAGAUAUGAAAGCAGUCACAAAAUGGACUUUUAAUCUUUUUGGUAAUCUCUCGUCACAUUUUGACUGCUUGUCCAACUUCUUUGUGGAAGUCCUCGGCGCUUCAGUUCAUUCUUUUGAAGAUUUGACGGUGAAAGUACUUUUAAUUCCAGCUGAAUAAUAAGAUGCAUAUUGUUUGUUUUCAAUCUGGUUUCUCUCGGCCAGUGAAAUGGUACUUUUGUUUUUGUUUUAAUCUGUGGUUAUUUUGUACUUUAGUCGGCAUAAAGACUUGACAUAAGUGUUGUGGCCCUCAGCUAAAUCAUGUUUUCUUUAUUAUUUAUUUCAUGCUGAUUACAGUGUGAAUGUUGCUUUUAUUUUCUGACAUAAUAAUAUAAAGUUGCUGUUUAUUCACUGCACAGAUAAUAAAUAUAUCACAAUA